AUGGCUACUGAAGUUAUUAAUAAUGUACCCGAAAAUACUGAAAAGGAGAAGGAAGUAAAAGACGACGCCGCGCCAGAUAAUGGGCAAACAAAAGAAGCUCCACCCGAAGGGGAAAAAGCUGAAGGGAAAGUAGAAGAAAAAAAGGCUGAAGCGGCACAGCCCAAACCUAAUGUUCACAAAAUUAAUUUCGAAAAAGAUAUCGUUUAUUUGUACCAGUUUCCACGAACGCCUUUGUUGCCGUCAACUUCGCCCUACUGCUUGAAACUUGAAACAUGGCUCCGUCUAGCCGGCAUUAAAUACGAAAACGUCGAUCACAAGGCAAAAUUCCGCUCCAAAAAGGGCCAGCUUCCAUUCGUUGAAUUGAAUGGAGAAGAAAUUGCUGAUAGCACCUUCAUCAUCAAGGAGCUCUCGGAGAAAUUCACUAAAGAUUUGGACGCCGGUCUGACCCCCGAUCAGCGGGUGGUCGCCCACGCCAUGGCGUCUAUGAUCGAGAACCAUCUUUCUUGGGUGAUUUUCUGGUGGCGUGCCAAAUACCCCGACAGCAUGAUCAAGGGUUACCAGGUUAACCUACAGAACGCUCUAAACACGCGCCUGCCGAACCCUAUUCUGAACUUCUGUUACAAGUUCUCCCUUGGACGUAAGGGGAUGAAGAAGGCGAAGGCCCAUGGGAUCGGCGUUCACAGCCAAGACGAGAUCAUCGAACUCGGCAAGAACGAUCUUCGCGUACUCUCCGAUCUGCUCUCCGAUAAGCCGUACUUCUUCGGAGACGAGCCCACCAUUCUGGAUGUAGUUGCUUUCGCCAACUUGGCCCAGUUGCACUUCAUCGACAAGGAGGUGCAGCACGCCCUGCGGGACGCUCUAGCCGAGUCCUUCCCCAACCUCGUAGGACUUGUCACACGCAUCAAGGAGCGAGCCUAUCCUGAUUGGGACGAACUCUGGUCCUCCACCGAAAAGAGCGCCAAGGAACCAGAGAAGCCUGCUGAUGAUGCUGAGAAGGGCAAGGGCGACGAGCAAGAGAAGGAGCUAGAGAAAGAGCCGGAAGAGAAAGAGAAGGAGAAGGAGGAAAAGGAGAAAGAGAAGGAAAAGGAGAAAGAGAAGGAGAAGGAGAAAGAAAAGUAA
Danaus chrysippus (African queen) is the source of this 1119-nucleotide messenger RNA. Lineage: Eukaryota; Metazoa; Arthropoda; Insecta; Lepidoptera; Nymphalidae. The record is from the annotation of a GenBank genome assembly.